UCAUACUAAUUAUUUAAGUUUAGACUAAAAAUGCUUAUUUUAAGGCGAUUUUACAGCAGCUCUAAACGCAUUGCCCACAUUACAAAGUCCCACAAGCCAGGUGACUCUCUAAGCCUGCAGGGAUGGAUCCAGAACGUGCGCCGGCUGAAGAACAACACAUUUCUGGACAUUAGCGAUGGAUCCACGAGCAACAGGUUCCAGGUGGUGGUGCCGCGGACUCCGGAGAACCAGCAUCUGGCGCCGGGCAGCGUCAUCUCGGCGGCGGGCCAAAUCCAAGUGGCUCCGAAUGGAAGCUUUGAGUUGCACGCCGAUCGCGUGGAAAUGUUGGCUGAUGGACACCUGCAGGAGGGCUAUCCCUUCAGCCCCAAGCAGAAGCACCCACCGGAGUACGUCCGCGAGCAUCUGCAUCUUCGAUCUCGCGUCAGUUACAUCGCCGCUCAGUUGAGGGUUCGGCACAAGGCCCAGAAAGCCAUCCAUGAUUACAUGGAUGAGUUGGAUUUCGUGCAGAUCAAUACCCCGCUGUUGACCACCAAUGACUGCGAGGGAGCAGGCGAGGUGUUCCGCGUUCAACCCGACUCUGCAGCUUUGCUCAAGCAGAUGGAAAGGCCAAAUGUGCCGGCGGAGCAGAGCUACUUUGAUGACAAGGUCUUCCUCAGCGUCUCUGGUCAGCUGCACCUGGAGGCCAUGUCCUAUGGCCUGGGUAACACAUACACUUUUGCGCCUGCCUUUCGAGCGGAGAACUCCAAAUCGCCCUUGCAUUUAGCCGAAUUUUACAUGUUUGAAGCGGAACUGGCCCAUCUGGAGGAGUUGGAGAAGCUGGCACGGUUCAUUGAGCAGCUGAUAAAGUCCAUCACGAAUAGAUUGCUGGAAACAAGCUCGGAGGAUCUUCAUUUUUGUCAGCGUAACGCCAACACCACCUCGGAUCUAGCUUGGCUGCAAGUUCCCUGGAUAAUAAUGAGCUACGACGAAGCCCUCAAAGUGCUGCAGGACAAUAAAGAUAGCCUAAAGACUCCCAUUAGUCUGACAGAGGGUUUCUCCAAGGACCAAGAACUGUUUCUCGUCUCCCACUGUGCUGCCCCCGUUUUCGUCGUGGAUUGGCCCACGCAGCAGAAGCCCUUCUACAUGAAAGUUUCCCGCUCCAACCCCAGCGUAGUCCAUGCCCUGGAUCUCCUGAUGCCGUCAGUUGGCGAACUUUGUGGCGGAAGCCUGCGCGAAAGUGAUGCCGAGAUGUUGAGAUCCCAUCCACAGCUGCCAAAGAAUCUAUCCUGGUAUGUGGACCUGCGAAAAUACGGAGGAGUUCCCACCGGGGGCUUUGGCAUGGGCUUCGAACGUUAUCUGCAGCUGGUCACGGGCGUUAAGAACAUCCGAGACGUGAUACCUUUUCCCAGAUAUCCGCACAGCUGCAAAAUGUGA
Messenger RNA from Drosophila kikkawai, 1413 nucleotides. It is a transcript of the gene AsnRS-m, whose product is annotated as asparagine--tRNA ligase, mitochondrial. Gene Ontology annotation, molecular function: nucleic acid binding; asparagine-tRNA ligase activity; ATP binding. Lineage: Eukaryota; Metazoa; Arthropoda; Insecta; Diptera; Drosophilidae. Gene Ontology annotation, biological process: asparaginyl-tRNA aminoacylation. The record is from RefSeq and is a predicted model, not a curated record. Gene Ontology annotation, cellular component: mitochondrion.